AUGGCAACAAAUUUUAUUGAUGCAUUGAGGGAGACCCCAGUGGAUGCCAUCGGAAAGGAUGCCUCUCAACCACUACUGUUAACAAAGACAUAUUUGGAUUCAUUGAUCACUAGUUAUAAAGAGAGUGAUUCUGGGAGUAGUAAUAUUGCGAUUGACGAAUUGACAGUUGAAGGCUUAGAUGCCAACCAAGUUUGGUUCCAAACAAAAAUGGUUAUUGAUAAUGUCGAAGGUGACCUAAUGGAAAGAAUCCAAGAAUUAAGAGAUGCCAUGAAGGUACCAGAAGAGGAAGAAUCAGUUGAUGAAGAUGAAAGUGAAGAAGAAGAAGUUGAACAUAUGAAUGAAAGUGAAAAUGAUGAAGUAGCUGAAGAAUCCGAACAUUCGUUGGAUGAUCAAGAGGAUGAGGAUGAAGACGAAAUUAUUGAAGGUAAGGAUGAUUACGUGGAUUCUGAUUUAGAAGAUAAUGUUAUCGAAGGUCAACAACAAGAGGAAGAAGCAUAUGAAGAACCACAAGAACAUUAUGAAGCAGAUGCAGAUGGUUUGAAUGAUCAGUUUUUCAAUAUUGAAGAUUUCAACCGUCAAACGUUAGCACAAGAAAGUAAUUUAGACGAAGAUGACGAUCAAAAUAAUAAUGAUGACGAAGAAGUAGAUUAUUUUGCUGAUUUACCAUCUGAGGAAGAUGAGGAAGCUGAUUACUAUGAGGAUUUCUUUGACAAACCAAAGUCACGUAAAUCUACUAUAAUGUUGCAAACUAAUGGUGCAGAAGAUGAAUCUGGGAAUGAAAAUAGUAAUAGAGAUAACGGUAUGUCAGCAAUGAACUCGAUGAAACUUGAUUUAUUCGAGGACGCUGAUGAUGCACAAGAAGAAGGUUCUGAUGAUGACGCUGAAGCAAAUAUAGAAAAACUAUCCACAUACCAAAAACAACAAUUAGAAAUUCAGAAACAAAUAGCACAAUUAGAAGCAGAAGCUAUUGCUGAAAAGAAGUGGGCUCUUAAGGGUGAAGUUAGAGCUAAGGAAAGACCAGAAGAUGCCUUAUUAACUGAAGAUCUGGAAUUCGAAAGAACUGCUAAACCAGUACCUGUUAUAACUACAGAGGUCACAGAAUCUCUAGAGGAUAUGAUCAGAAAAAGAAUUCAAGAAUUUAAUUUUGAUGAUUUACAAAGAAAGACAAUAAAUGAUUUUGCAAAGAGAGGGCAAAGACAACAAGUUGAGAUUAGUGAUGUUAAAUCAUCCAAAUCUUUAGCAGAUAUAUAUGCAGAUGAUGCACAAGGUGUUUCAGAAGAAAAUGCAGUAAGUGAAGAAUUGCAAAAGAACCAUGAUGAAAUAACAGAAUUAUUCAACAAUAUAACGUAUAAACUGGACGCAUUGUCCUCUGCACAUUUCAUCCCAAGACCGGCCAAGAAAUCACUGGAGGUAAGAGUAGAGUCUGCAGCAAUAGCAAUGGAGGAUGCUCAACCUUUAUCUAUGUCCUCUGGAUCAACUUUGGCUCCACAGGAAGUCUAUAAGUCUGGUAAAGCAGAUAACGAUAAUGAGAUUAGAUUGAAGAAUGGUACUGUAAUGUCUAGGGAUGAGUUGACAAGAGAAGAUAAGAAUAGAUUACGUAGGUCUGUCAAGAGAAAAAGAGCUAAGAAUAUGGCUAGUCACCCAGCGAAGAAGAAGAGUAAGAAGGAUGACGUUAUCGAGACAUUGUCACGUGCAAAGAAUAUUACAGUUAUCAAUAAGGCUGGUGAAAAGAAGGAUAUCAAGGGUAAUGCUGCAUCAAAUGGUAACAACAAAAACAAUGUUACGAACUUUAGGUUAUGA
This is a messenger RNA of Maudiozyma saulgeensis, 1800 nucleotides long. The record is from the annotation of a GenBank genome assembly. NCBI's taxonomy places the organism in Eukaryota, Fungi, Ascomycota, Saccharomycetes, Saccharomycetales, Saccharomycetaceae.